GUAGCCUAAUGCACCACAGCUGUAAAUCAAAACUCUAAUCGUGGUCGCGAUUCUUUUUUGGUAGGCCUAUCGUUUACGGGCUGUAACUGCUGCUCUUCUGAUAAGACACUUCAGAGAAUCAUGACACCAUCUGAAUGCAAAUGUUUACUGAAAGGCAGCUGAAGUUUUGCCUCUUGCACCUGUAUGCGGUCAGUGCUGUCAUGAUGAAUGCAUGUGGCCCUGCGGAGUAUAAGACUGGACAGGAGUGCUGCCCAAUGUGUAGCACAGGAUAUUUUGUGAAAUAUAACUGCACAGAAUAUGCAAGCACGUCAUGUCUGCCAUGUCCAAACUCUACCUUCACUGAUUCACCAAAUGGACUCUCCAAGUGCUUUUCUUGUUCAUUAUGUGACUCCAGUGUAGGGUUGAAGGUGAAGAGGGCGUGCAGCUCCACCUUAAACACACUGUGUGAGCCUCUGGAAGGUCACUACUGCACUGACCCAAUCCAAGAUGGCUGCAGAGGAGCUGUGGAACACACAAAGUGCUCACCAGGACAGUACAUCAAUCAAACAGGCACUGGCUCCACUGAUGCUGUGUGUGCUGAGUGUGUAGGUGACACUUACUCAAACGGAUCAUUCACAUCCUGCAGACCACACACACGGUGUGAAUCUCUGGGACUGUUCACGGGGAAGCCAGGAACACACACAGAGGACGCUUACUGUGAAAACCGCCGUCAUCAUUACAUGGUGUUAUGGGCAGUGCUGCCCUUAGCUUGUACUGUUUUAGUUGUGCUAGUAUUUCGAGGUGUCAGAUCCAGGGAAAAACAGGACCGUUAGUGGUUGUAUGUUGUCCCUGCUGAAAAAACCAGCCUGACCAGCUAAAGGUGGUUUGCUGGUUGACCAGCGUGUUAACCAGCUUAUUUGACCACCCUAACUCUGUUAU
Sardina pilchardus (European sardine) is the source of this 918-nucleotide messenger RNA. Its product is annotated as tumor necrosis factor receptor superfamily member 14-like. Gene Ontology annotation, cellular component: external side of plasma membrane. Gene Ontology annotation, molecular function: protein binding. NCBI's taxonomy places the organism in Eukaryota, Metazoa, Chordata, Actinopteri, Clupeiformes, Clupeidae. Gene Ontology annotation, biological process: defense response to Gram-negative bacterium; defense response to Gram-positive bacterium; positive regulation of peptidyl-tyrosine phosphorylation. The record is from RefSeq and is a predicted model, not a curated record. The transcript has 7 exons. The coding region runs from base 135 to 812 and encodes 225 amino acids.